AUAAAGCUGGGUAACAUAUUUAUUAGAAUGUUUUAUAUCACAUUGGUUUUUAUUAGUUUUGUGGCGUUAUCUGUCGUUACCGCUUAUGAUGGUGAGUUUAAUGUCGACGGAACGCCUUUAACAGUAAAUAAAGAAGUAUUUGCAUCAUUGGAUGAGCCCGCACCAGGAGUAGUACCUACUCCUGAACCUACACCUGUACCGAAACCCGAGCAAAAAUGUAAAAAAGUAAAAUUUAGUUGCGUGAAUUCGUGCAGUUCACCCGAAAUGCAGUAUUGUCCGGAAAUAGGAGCAGAUCCGGUUAAGGAAUCCUGUAGCCCAGAUCAAGUGUGCGCUGAUCAAAGUGGAUAUCUACAGUGCACCACUAAAGAAAGUACAGUCUGCAAAGUACAAGGUUUCAAAUGUCCGUCACCAUCGAGAUUUUAUCCAAAUAUAAAUGAUUGUCAAAGCUAUUAUUAUUGUGACGAAAAUAGUAUAGGAACCCAAUAUUAUUGCCCCGCAAAUUUUGCAUAUGAUCCGUUACGUCAUAAUUGCGGACCUAUGGCUCUGGGCACAAAAUGCUAUACAGUUACAUGUCCUGCACAGCCUAAGGUGCUUCCGUACAUUGGUGAUAAAUCAUUGUACGUCGUAUGUAUGGCCGGAAGAGGAACCGUAUUGCAAUGCGAAGAACCCGCCGAGUUUUCCCCAAGGAGCGAAACCUGUGUCGGGCAAUGCCGAGCACGUGGAAAAUUUGCUUUCAAGAACGACGCAACAUGCCGGAAGUUCUUCACGUGUUUACGUCCUAAAGGAGAGCCAGUUCCUGAUCAAUGUCCGAUUGGAACAGUAUUUAACCAAGCUACUCAAAGCUGCAACACAGGAACUUGCGAGAGGAAACCUAAAUUAUAUUAAUAUAUUGAUGAAGUAUUCAACAAAAGAAACUAUACAAAAUAUGUACUUUGUUUUACUUUAUGUGUUAUAUAAAAAAAUAUUAUGGUUGAACACAGGCUCGCAAAUAUGAUAAGGCAUUUAAGAAUUUUACAAUUUAGAUUUUUUUAAAUCCAUGAAUAUAUUUGUUCUAAUCAAAAUUAUUCAUUUUACGCUUAAUUUUAUUGGUUGAACUAAUAGAUAGAUAGAUAAAGAUAUAGAGUUAAUAUAAAAAUGAAGAAAAUAAAAUUAAAAGUAAGAAAUAAUACGGACUUCUAAAUGUAGGGGGAAGUCCCCUAGUGGCGGACACCUAAAGUUAUUUAUAAAUAAAUCAAAAAA
Ctenocephalides felis (cat flea) is the source of this 1239-nucleotide messenger RNA. RefSeq lists its product as uncharacterized. The record is from RefSeq and is a predicted model, not a curated record. Gene Ontology annotation, molecular function: chitin binding. Bases 28 to 885 code for a protein of 285 amino acids. Lineage: Eukaryota; Metazoa; Arthropoda; Insecta; Siphonaptera; Pulicidae. Gene Ontology annotation, cellular component: extracellular region. The transcript has 5 exons.